Messenger RNA from Ictidomys tridecemlineatus (thirteen-lined ground squirrel), 819 nucleotides. The record is from RefSeq and is a predicted model, not a curated record. Lineage: Eukaryota; Metazoa; Chordata; Mammalia; Rodentia; Sciuridae.
AUGACUUUAAGAGAUGCAGUGGGCGGGGAAGGAGCGUCUAGUUCUGCUCCCAGUAGGAAGCUGUCAGCAGGCUCUGCCUCAGACUACCUACCCAGACACCCCCAGACUACCUACCCAGACACCCCACACUACCUACACAGACAUCCCUCAGAUACCUACACAGACACCCCCAGACUACCUACACAGACACCCCUAGACUACCUACACAGACACCCCAGACUACCUAUCCAGACACCCCAGACUACCUACACGGACACCCCAGACUACCUACACAGACACCCCCAGACUACCUACACAGACACCCCCAGACUACCUACCCAGACAUCCCCAGACUACCUACACAGACACCCUCAGAUUACCUACACAGACACCCCCAGACUACCUACCCAGACACCCCAGACUACCUACCCAGACACCCCAGACUACCUACACAGACACCCCAGACUACCUACAUGGAUACUCCCAGACUACCUACACAGACACCCUCAGAUUACCUACACAGACACCCCCAGACUACCUACACGGACACCCCCAGACUACCUACACGGACACCCCCAGACUACCUACACGGACACCACCAGACUACCUACACAGACACCCCCAGACUACCUACCCAGACACCCCAGACUACCUACACAGACACCCCCAGACUACCUACCCAGACACCCCCAGACUACCUACACAGACACCCCAGACUACCUACACAGACACCCCCAGACUACCUACAUGGACACCCCAAGACAGCGGCACGGAGGUCUGCAUACAACAGCAUGGCUGAUAACAUUUCAUGACUCACUGAGUUCAGCAGGACUGGAUUGA